Molecule: messenger RNA, 718 nt
Organism: Carcharodon carcharias (great white shark)
Lineage: Eukaryota; Metazoa; Chordata; Chondrichthyes; Lamniformes; Lamnidae
Gene: mrpl54
Product: mitochondrial ribosomal protein L54
Exons: 3
Coding region: 48-446 (132 amino acids)
Cellular component (GO): mitochondrial large ribosomal subunit
Molecular function (GO): structural constituent of ribosome
Source: RefSeq, a predicted model, not a curated record
AUGACGCUAGGCCUGUGAUUGACAGGUGGGGGUUGGGGGGGUCAGUGAUGGCGGCUCGGAGUGGCUGGUUAAUUACCUGCCUCUCGGUGAGGGGUGCAUUGCUGCAGUGUGGCCGAGUCCGCAGAGUUGCUGCCAACGGAUAUGCCAAGAAAGCCACUGUCAAAGGGAAAGGUAAGAUGGGAGUCAAAGAGGCCCUGCAAGGCCCAGAAGUUUGUAAGGAUCCUGUCAUUCUGACCACACAUGCUGUGGGAGUCAAUAUCUACAAGCAAGGCAAAGACCCAGAACUGCGGCCAGAUACUGAAUACCCUGAAUGGUUGUUUACGCUGAACCUUGGACCCCCAAAGAGUCUGGAUGAACUGGACCCAGAAUCUCGGGAAUACUGGAAAAGGAUAAGGAAACAGCAUAUGUGGCAACACAACAAAGUUCACAAAGGAAAGAAAUUCUAAGAAAAACAUAAAGACAAUGCAGCUCAAAGACCCAUUUCCCUCAAAUGAGGACUGCAGUCUGAGGAGAGAAUUUGAAUCGCAGCCACCAGUGCUACUUACACUUCAAACCAGCAGACAGUGCACAGGGCAGUGCUGUGAAGAGAUUGAGUCUGGGUUCCUUGGCUGUAUGUGACAUGACUCAGACAAUGCUACCCAGGAAGAACAUGUUUAAUGUUUUGAUUUACUGGCGAAUGAUACAGAAUAAAAGUAGCAAUUUUCUUAAAAAAAAAAAA